AUGUCUACACCUCCAUCAACGUCAGAGGGUCGCGAGUCACACCCCGACGACAUAAAACUGGAUGAAAAUUCCAGCUCUCCUAAUGGAACUUCUGCUUUCACUCAUGAAAACGACGCAGACUCUGUGACCAAUAGCGUCAAGAGAACAUCAUCAAUGUCUCCACAAACAGAGACCAAGAGAAUGCAUGCUGACCCCGAUUUCAGCAAUUCACUUUCAAGAAGAGAAACUUCAGCGACGCCCACCACUACUGGAGCCUCCGUUUACAGCGAUACAGGUAAGGCCAUUCCAGCAUGGAUGAAGAGCAAGACUCAGAACAAGGCCGAGAACAAAUACGAUAAGUACGGUGGUCGCAGAGGCCAGACAACCAGUGCAAGCGCUACGGAGGACCGUUAUGCAAAGUACGCAUCCAGUGAUGACAGGUAUGCCAAAUAUGGAGCAGCCAGGCCCUCGGAAGGAUCUAGAGUGAUUAGAAGACAACCACCACAGGAGAUCGAGAGAGAAGAGCCAAGAAGAACACAAGAGGUUGUCGAAGAGCCUGAAGUAGACACGGUGGCAGCGCCAUAUACUAGUAUUCCUACCAUUGGCGGCCCUGGAAACAAGAGUGAAUAUAGAACAUUCCACAGCUCCAUCACCCACAAGGAAAACAGAGAUAUCAAUAGUAUUGUGAGGGCACAUUACAACCAGAGAACACACCAGUCGAAGCUACAAGGAUCGCGGACAAAGUCACCCAUCUACAAGAUGAGAAAUUUCAACAAUGCCAUCAAGUAUAUGUUAUUGGGAAAUUUUGUCAAGAGACGACUGGAGGGUGCUCCACUCGUGUUCCUAGACUUGUGUUGUGGAAAAGGUGGUGAUUUGAAUAAAUGUGAGUUUGUACAUGUGGACCAGUACAUUGGAGUGGAUAUCAGUGAUGCAUCUGUCAGGGAGGCCUAUUCCAGAUACUCACAGAAUAAGGCUAGGUUCAUGCCACAGAACCCGAACUCAAAGCGUCACAGAGACUCUCGCAGAUACAACUUCGAAGCGUGCUUUGCAACGGGUGACCUUUUCAGUUAUGCACUUCCAGAAAUACUUGAGCCCAACUUUCCAGGUAUUAUGGAUGGGUUGUUUCCUGUGGAUGCUGUAUCUAUCCAGUUUUCGUUUCACUAUGCAUGGGAAACAGAGUCGAAGGUUCGUCAAAUCCUUACAAAUGUCACUAGAUCUUUGCGUCCUGGAGGAACAUUUAUUGGUACCAUCCCAUCGUCAGACUUCAUCAAAGACAAAAUUGUUAAGAAAGAUUAUAUGGACGACAAAACAUUUGGAAAUAGUCUCUACCACGUGAAGUUUGAAGAGGAACCUCCAGAAGAUGGUGUGUUCAGAUCGCCAUUCGGAAACAAAUACGACUACUUCUUGAAGGAUGCUGUUGAUGAUGUGCCUGAGUACGUGGUUCCAUUCGAGUAUUUUCGACUGCUAUGUGAGGACUUUGGUUUGAUCUUAAAGUACAAGAAAAACUUUAUCGAAAUUUUCAACCUGGAGAUUGGGAAGUACUUCUCUCGGUUGAACAAGAAUUUGGUAGAUGGAAUGAAACGAGCAGACGGCAAGUAUGGAGUUGAGGGCGAUGAAAAGGAGGCUGUGGCCUUCUACAUUGGGUUUGUUUUUGAGAAGUUGGGCAAUUAG
Messenger RNA from Sungouiella intermedia, 1650 nucleotides. NCBI's taxonomy places the organism in Eukaryota, Fungi, Ascomycota, Pichiomycetes, Serinales, Metschnikowiaceae. The record is from the annotation of a GenBank genome assembly.